This is a messenger RNA of Strongylus vulgaris, 876 nucleotides long. The record is from the annotation of a GenBank genome assembly. NCBI's taxonomy places the organism in Eukaryota, Metazoa, Nematoda, Chromadorea, Rhabditida, Strongylidae.
AUGAUUCUCUUGGUCUUUCUAGUAGCUUUAUUUAUUCCCGGAGGAGCUCAAAUUCUUGAUAGUAGCAAUAUCCCAGGAAAUCCAACUACAUAUAUUCAGCACAAACCUCAGAAUCGGAAUUUGGCUCAGAAGAAGUCAAUACAGUCUCCGGACAUUGUGGUGGAAAGGAACGGCGUCUCUCAGUUCAAUUUUGGGCCCUUACCAUCCUCACCCAUAUUGUCAAGAGUCCGUUCCAGCAAGAAGGACAAAAAAUUCGUGCAAUCAUCAACAUUUGUCGAAAACAGAGGAAGAAAAAUUUCUAAUCACCCAAAUCGGGAGAGAAACAACCAUCGAAUUGUGUCCGUUCAUACGUUCAAACAACGAAAUAAUUCGGCUGCGAAGGCAAAUCUGCAAUUGGAGACACCUGCUCGUAUAGGACCCGCACAAAAGCAUUUCCCACCUGAAAAUACUCCCUCUCAACUGGAAAGAACCCCAGCUGUAAGUGUGUCCUCACAAGAGCGCAUCCAAUCUGAAGAUGUCCCUUCCCAAGAGGAGGAGCAGAAUGAUGAGGAUUUCGAAGAACUAACAGAGCAACCAACGAACACAUUCUCCAAAUUAGAGAACAAAACCUUCCAAGAUAAUCUUGUUCUAAACCAAAUUCCUCUCGAGUACACGUACCUCAAUAUGAAGUUCGAGGCGAUUGUUGGCUUGAGCGACUAUGCUCAACGAGUAAAUUUCAAAAAGGAUCUAGUAUGCAAAGUAGAAAUAGCUGGACGAUACAUGCUCGCUUACGCUACACCGGAUCACGACAGUGACAGAACCAAACGUGGCGAAGACGAAAUCCCUUCGAUAGAUGAAAUACUCAGCUCAACUACACUACAUUCAGUAGCGCUAUAA